Xyrauchen texanus (razorback sucker) is the source of this 2179-nucleotide messenger RNA. Its product is annotated as small integral membrane protein 12-like. The record is from RefSeq and is a predicted model, not a curated record. Bases 70 to 345 code for a protein of 91 amino acids. NCBI's taxonomy places the organism in Eukaryota, Metazoa, Chordata, Actinopteri, Cypriniformes, Catostomidae. The transcript is spliced from 2 exons.
ACGGAAUGACGCAAGGAGGUAGGAAGUGGAAUUGCCUAGAGAAAGAGUUGUACUUCUGAGUUUGCAGCAAUGUGGCCAGUGAUCUACACUGCCAUGCGCACCUAUGCACCCUAUGUGACCUUCCCAGUGGCCUUUGUGGUGGGAGCUGUUGGAUACCACCUUGAGUGGUUUAUCAGGGGCACUCCUAAUGCCCCAGGAGAAGAGCGGGGUAUUGCAGAACUACGAGAGGAUAGAAAAUUAGAGGAACUGGCAGGUCGAGAUGGCACACAGGUCCUCAGCCUGAAGGACAAGCUGGAAUUCUCCCCAAGGGCAGUACUGGAUAAAAACCGAUCAGAAAAGAGUUAAGUUUUAACAGGUGUUGUGAAGUUCUACAAGAUCCCAUGUGACGAUGUGUGAUCUGGCCUACUCAAACCAACGUUGGUCUCACCUUGUCUUACAACAUGUUCCCAGAGAUGGGAACUUGGGAAGCGUAAGAUCAAACUGAAUUUGUGGGAUUUCAUGUCCAAGCAUAUACCACAUCAUUCUGCCUAAUUACAUGGAGACUUUUUGUAUUGUAAUAUUCACCACACCAGCUAGUGGAACUUGACUGCUGAGAGAAUUUUUCAAACGUUCAUUCUUUGAGACUUCUUAAUAUGCAUCUUGUGCCCCUAGGCACACAGACACAUGACUACAUUGCCCAGGCCCACAGACGCAUGACUACAUUGCCCAGGCCCUAACUUAGAAAGCUUUGAUAAGAUUUCCAUUUGUGCUUCAUGAUUAAUGCUCAUGAGACUGAAGCUGAAAGUAAGACCUCAUUUGUUAAGUUUGUGUGUAUUUGAAUAAAAGUCCAUCUAUGCAAGGCAAUACUUGAGUGUGAGUGGGACUUGUAAAUGUUUAAGAAGUUUGAACUGUAUUGAUAAAGAGAUUAACAGUGUUCAGGACAUCAGAAAAGGUCCCUCGUUAUUAGUGUAAUCUGCUUAUUAGUAAUAAUAAACACAGUGAAUAGGUAGGAAUGUUGGAUGCCUCAUUUUGCCUCCGUGUUUAUCUUUUCAUAUUAUAACUGACUUCAGUUGUGUUGACAGAAAGAUUUAGCCUAUAUUUCAAAACAAUAUGGCAUCUGUCUACACAUGUAGUGACUGGGUAAGGUUGCACCAGCUAUGCGUAAAUUCUCAUACUAAGGGCUUAGUAACUACUAGUUAGUUUAUAACUAAGUCAGUGCUUAAUUCGGUUGCACCACCUGUUCUUAAGGCAGAACUUCACUAUUUUUUUUUUUUUUUUUUUUAGGCAGAACUUAACUAGUAGGUCAAACUCUCCAUAAAGUGAUGCGUAGUCGCACAGAAUGACAUAUAUUUUUUGUAAUCCAAUCAGCAGCCUUCAAAUUUGUAAACCGGAACCGCGCGCAUCAUUUCAAGCUGCUGUCUUGUGUGAACUGUCAAACAAAGAUGUGAAAUCUAAAAAGUUACAUUAACACGUUUAAUUUAAAAUGUCUUUCAUAGCCUACACAUGGACAAAAGAAAUAUGUAUGCUGUCGCCUAUAACAUUUUGCAUUGAUUCAGUGGCAAAAUACGCAACUCCAAUACGCUUGGAGGCUUGGAGAGAGUGCGCCGUUUCGGUCUGUUUCAUGUUGGAUAUAAGUCGAUAUCAAAUCAGUUAUCCGCAUUAUUCUCUCUCUCUUUUAAACCUCAAACGAGCAUAUGUUCACAUCAUCAUAAAUAUCCAAAGGACGAUCGUCUCGUAAAACUCGUCGACGAAUUUGCGGUUCAUUAUCAAUGAUAAUCUCAUCAAUGUACUCUAAUCUGGCUGCCAUGAUCAUUACAUCUAUUCGUUAUUCACGGGCUAAAGCUGCCGUAAAUGUUUUGUUUAUACGUAGGGUUACGUCCUACGUAAGUUUAAUGGUAGAACGCUCAAAUAUUUAGUAGUGUGUAAAUUGUGAGUUAGUGCCCAAUUACUCAACUAUUCUAAAUUUGAAUUUACGCACAUCUGGUGCAACCGGCCCCUGGUUUCUAACGCAUCAUCACAGCUAGAAGUAGCUGAUAAUUGCAAAAAAUCUCUUUUGUGCUAAAGUGUUAGGGAGGGUUGUUGAAAAUUGCUUUGUUUUUCACCUUGAAUGUCAGUCUGAAUACUUUGGUUUGCCACUGCAGUGUAUCACUGAACUGAAAUAUAAUGUAAUCACAUGGAAUUAAUGUGUUUAAUGACACAA